Penicillium concentricum is the source of this 801-nucleotide messenger RNA. RefSeq lists its product as uncharacterized. The coding region runs from base 1 to 801 and encodes 266 amino acids. The record is from RefSeq and is a predicted model, not a curated record. The transcript has a single exon. NCBI's taxonomy places the organism in Eukaryota, Fungi, Ascomycota, Eurotiomycetes, Eurotiales, Aspergillaceae.
AUGUUCUUUCCCCUAGAGUCUAUCCGCGAGAACGCCAGCGAGGAAUGGGGGGACAAUGAGGUUCAUCGCCACUAUAACAUGCCCAUGGUAGCCGUGCGAGCCAAGCCUCGUGUCCUGAUGCGCUGCAACGUGUCCCGCGACAGUGCUUCGCGUCUAAAUGUAAGGGUCAGUGUCGACAAGUGGAUCAACGCUGAAUAUUUCAUCUGGGAGAUGUCUGCAGGACUAGCUAACAGCGGCGUAAGCCCACAGUGGACGAAGUUCUUCGAAGAACGCCACAGGGAAAUGUGGGUGCAGAUCCAGAGCGAGUUCGAGGGCAUAGCCGAUCUGCCCGAGAGAUUCCUUCACGAGGUUCCGGUCCCGCCCUUCCAGGUAGCAGAGGUGAGAAUCAAGACUAACGAAUUCCUGUGUUAUUGGCGGAUUCGUGCGAAUACAGGCCGACACAUGACUGACACGAGCUACUGGCAUCUUUGGAAGUUGAUUCUCCAGCAGGACUCGCCCAUCGUUGGUCCCUUUGACGUUAUUCUCAAAGUGCCUUUCCACACUCCUGUCAGGGAGGAUCCUAUUGAGCCUUGGAAUAGGUCUCUAUCAAACCGUCCCCCUGGUGCUAUCAGCCGUGAGGAUGUUUCCAUUCUUGGCCCGGAGCACGCACGCAAUAAUAUCGCUCCAUUGGGGGAGUUCAUGCAUCUCCCUGAAGGGGCCCAGCAAGAUAUCAACCCUCCAGCUCGCCGCCGCCGAUCACGCUCUACCUCAGCUAUGAUGAACUUGCCGCAACGCCUACGAGAUCGUAUGUUUCUGAGAUAG